AUGUUAGGUGGACAUUUCGGAUGGAAGAAAGUAAAUAAACAACUGCUACAAGUAUUAUUCUGGGAUAAUAUAGAACAUAAUUAUAAGAAAUUAUGCAGAGAGUGUUUCAUUUGUCAAACACAGAAGACGCUACCAUAUCAACUUAUUAAGAAUACCAUUCAAACACCAUUAAUUGGAAAUAUUCCACUGGGGAAAAUCUAUAUGGAUUUGUUUCAACCAGGACGAAAAAUUAGUACAGGAAAUGUAGCAGCAUUGGUAGCUGUGGAUUCUUUAACAAGAUUUGUAAUGGUUGAAUUAGUAGGAAAUUUAUCAGCAAAAGAAGUUAUCAAUUCUAUGUUAGAAAAUAUAAUUUUUAAAUAUGGAGUUCCCAAAAAAGUAAUUACAGACAGGGGUACGUGUUUUAGUAGUGAAGAAUUUGAAAAGUUUGUCAAGUCAUUAAAUAUAUCUCACCAUCUAAACACUGCAAAUCAUCACCAAUCUAAUGGGAUUGUAGAACGAAUGAAUAGAACGUUUAAUGAAGCUAUCCGUAUUUAUAAGGAUCAGGAAUGGGACAAAACUAUUUUAACCAGUGUCUUCUGCUACAAUAAUACAAUUCAUCCUAAAACAGGAUUAUCUCCAAGUUAUUUAAUGUUUGGAAGAAAUGGGAAUUUACAACUAACUUCUUCAAAUAUUCUAAGUUGGUACAAUAUACAUCAUGAAGCAUGGAAGGAAAAUCAAAAUAAGGAGGAUUUCAAUUUAACUCUUAAAGAAAAGGAUUGGGUAUUAAAGAAACGAAUUGUGGACAAAAGAGGAAAGAAGAGCUUAUGGAAUGGCCCUUAUCAAGUUAUGAAACUUGAUGGGCAUCAAAGAGUUCUAAUUAAAAAAGGGCGCCAAGAAAUUUGGAUCCACGCUUCCCAAUUGAAGAAAUAUGAAAAAGAAAAUGAAAACAUUUUAGAGGAGAAAAAAGAAGGAUGUAGAGAUGCAUUAUGUAUCUAA
Molecule: messenger RNA, 975 nt
Organism: Strongyloides ratti
Lineage: Eukaryota; Metazoa; Nematoda; Chromadorea; Rhabditida; Strongyloididae
Product: Integrase, catalytic core domain and Ribonuclease H-like domain-containing protein
Exons: 2
Coding region: 1-975 (324 amino acids)
Biological process (GO): DNA integration
Molecular function (GO): nucleic acid binding
Source: RefSeq, a predicted model, not a curated record